UAAAGGAAAUUAGAAAAGAAUUUUUGAAAGUAAAUUAGUUUUCUUUUCUUUUUUUUUUCUUUUUAUGAAAAAAUUUCAUAUUUCAAGUUAGAAAUGAUAAGAAGUCUAUGAAUUUAGUUAGUUAUAAAAUUGAUCUGUAAAAAUAAAAUAUCUUUUAAAGUCUUAAAAUGAAUAAAGUGGCAAAUAUAUCACCUCCAGUUAAUUUGGAUGAUCCAAGAUUUCGUAUUAGACCAUACCAACAAAUUAUAGCUUCUUGCACAGGUGCACUUAUAACUUCAGUAUUUGUUACGCCUUUAGAUGUAGUUAAAACACGUCUACAAGCUCAACAGAAAGCUAUGAUUUCUAACAAAUGUUUUCUAUAUUGUAAUGGAUUAAUGGACCAUUUAUGUCCAUGUCUUAAUGGAAAAGGACCCAAUGAAAAAUUUACUGGCACUAUGGAUGCUUUUAUAAAAAUAAGUAAGAAGGAAGGAAUCAGUUCACUAUGGAGCGGCUUGAGUCCAACUCUUGUAUUAGCAGUACCUGCAACCAUAAUAUAUUUUGUUUCGUAUGAACAGUUAAGGAUAUACUUCAAAGAUCAAUAUAAUGGAAAUGGGAAAAAAAAUAUAAGAAAUAUAGAACAGCCAUUUUGGAUUCCUAUGUUAGCUGGAGGCACGGCACGUAUUUGGGCAGCGGUUUUAGUUAGUCCAUUAGAAUUAAUUAGAACUAAAAUGCAAUCUCAAAAAUUAAGCUAUGCAGAAAUAAGAGAAGCAUUAAAGACACUCAUUAAAUACAGUGGUUUCUCUGGCCUAUGGAUGGGAUUAGGAUCCACACUUCUUCGAGAUGUACCUUUUAGUGCUAUUUAUUGGUUCCAUUAUGAAACUAUAAAACAAAUAUUUUGUGAGUCAGAACAAACUUUUACUUUCAAUCUUGCAGCAGGAGCAACAGCAGGAUCUAUAGCCGCAUUAUUGACUAUACCAUUUGAUGUAGUAAAAACACAUAGGCAAAUAGAAAUGGGUGAAAAGGAAAUAUAUUCAGAUAAACCUGAUCGUAGUAGUAACACAUGGACUAUAAUACGAAAAAUUUACAAUCAAAAUGGUAUAAAAGGUUUGUUUACUGGUUUAAUUCCACGUUUAGUAAAAGUUGCACCAGCUUGUGCUAUAAUGAUAGCUACUUUUGAGCAUGGAAAACGAUUUUUCCAAAAGUAUAAUGCUAGCCAAGAACUUGAAUUUGAGCAUGAUAUAUAUUUAUUACAGAAUAAACGUAAUAAUACCAAAUGACAUAUGUAGUAUCAGAUAUGAUAUUAUACUGUACAUAUACGUCUUAAGUUAAAAUCUUUAUCUCAUAUUUAUGUUCUCCAUUUGCUUAAUAUACUAAUGUUUAGAAAUAUAAAUAUAAAACUGUA
Vespula pensylvanica (western yellowjacket) is the source of this 1381-nucleotide messenger RNA. RefSeq names its product solute carrier family 25 member 40-like. The record is from RefSeq and is a predicted model, not a curated record. NCBI's taxonomy places the organism in Eukaryota, Metazoa, Arthropoda, Insecta, Hymenoptera, Vespidae. Gene Ontology annotation, biological process: mitochondrial transmembrane transport. The coding region runs from base 168 to 1256 and encodes 362 amino acids. The transcript is spliced from 8 exons.